GCUCGGCCAGGCACGCGAAGCAGCAAUACCCCACGCUGUCACCCUGCUUUCUUUCUUGUAUUGUUCGAUACCCUGAUAGACCUCUUGCAAUAUGUCGGCUGCACAGUUGUUAAACCCAAAGGCGGAGUCGAGGAGGCGCGGGGAAGCUCUUCAGGUGAACAUCUCAGCCGGUGAGGGUCUGCAGAAGGUCCUUGCUUCCAACCUUGGACCCCGCGGUACCCUGAAGAUGCUCGUCGAUGGCGCUGGAGCAAUCAAACUCACAAAGGAUGGAAGUGUUCUAUUGAAGGAGAUGCAAAUCCAGAACCCUACCGCCGUAAUGAUCGCACGCGCAGCUACAGCACAGGAUGAUAUCACAGGCGAUGGAACAACGUCAGCAGUACUGUUGAUUGGCGAGCUUUUAAAGCAAGCCCACCGCUACAUCUCCGAAGGCCUUCACCCUCGUGUGAUCACAGACGGAUACGAUCUUGCGAAGACUGAGGCGCUGAAGUUCCUUGACGAAUUCAAGCUCGAGAAGGAAGUCGACCGCGAACUUCUGCUUUCCGUUGCCCGCACAUCGUUGUCUACGAAGCUCGACAGCUCUCUCGCCGAGCAGCUGACUCCCGAUAUUGUUGACGCCGUCCUUGCCAUCUACCAAGCACCAGCGAAGCCCGAUCUGCAUAUGGUGGAGAUCAUGACUAUGCAGCAUCGCACUGCCGCUGACACACAGCUGAUUAGAGGCCUUGCUCUGGACCACGGCGCGAGGCAUCCCGAUAUGCCCAAGAAGGUUGAGAAUGCAUACAUCCUGACUUUGAACGUCAGUCUGGAAUACGAGAAGUCCGAAAUCAACUCUGGGUUCUACUACUCGAGCGCAGAGCAGAGGGAGAAGCUCGUUGAGAGCGAGAGAAGGUUCGUUGAUGACAAGCUCAGAAAGAUUGUCGAGCUGAAGAAGGAGGUCUGUGGUGACGACCCCAAGAAGGGAUUUGUUAUCGUCAACCAGAAGGGUAUCGACCCUCUCAGCUUGGAUGUCCUCGUCAAGAACGGCAUCUUUGCGCUCAGGAGAGCGAAGCGAAGGAACAUGGAGCGCCUCCAGCUUGUCUGCGGUGGAACUUCACAGAACAGCGUCGACGACCUGACACCCGAUGUACUUGGCUGGGCCGGUAACGUUUACGAGCACACGCUGGGUGAGGAGAAGUACACUUUCAUUGAGGACGUCAAGGAGCCAAAGUCGGUCACACUUCUCAUCAAGGGACCCAACUCGCACACCAUCAGCCAGAUCAAGGACGCCGUUCGCGACGGCUUGAGGAGUGUCUACAACAUGAUCGUGGACAAGAGCGUUGUACCCGGUGGCGGUGCUUUCCAGAUUGCCUGUGCUGCCCGUCUCAACAGCGAGGAGUUCAGGAAGUCGGUCAAGGGUAAGGCGAAGUGGGGUGUCGCAGCCUUCGCUGAUGCACUUCUCGUCAUCCCCAAGACAUUGGCUGCCAACUCCGGCCACGACAUCCAAGAUUCCCUAGCUGCGCUCCAAGACGAAUACGCGGAGGGCAACAUUGUUGGUCUGAACCUGGCUACCGGCGAGGCCAUGGACCCCACACAAGAAGGCGUCUACGAUUCUUUCCGUGUUCUCCGCAACUGCAUAGCGUCGGCUACCGGAAUCGCAUCUAACCUGUUGUUGUGCGACGAGAUGCUUAAGGCACGACAGAUGGGGCGUGCCCCUGGUCCCGGCGACAUGGACCAGCAGUAGUAGAAACGAAUGUUACGAUGAAGGAGCGUAAAAGCUCUAUGACAGCACGAGGGACCAGGCUAGAGACAGGGCGACUUUGUUCCACUGCUACGCGUGGCUAUGCUCUCGCUGCGUCAUAGCAGUACAAAUGAAACAAUCUAAUCGAAGCAUGGUCCAAAUUGACUUUGGU
This is a messenger RNA of Didymella exigua CBS 183.55, 1886 nucleotides long. RefSeq names its product T-complex protein 1 subunit zeta. The transcript has 7 exons. Gene Ontology annotation, biological process: protein folding. Gene Ontology annotation, molecular function: ATP binding; ATP-dependent protein folding chaperone; ATP hydrolysis activity. The record is from RefSeq and is a predicted model, not a curated record. Lineage: Eukaryota; Fungi; Ascomycota; Dothideomycetes; Pleosporales; Didymellaceae. Gene Ontology annotation, cellular component: chaperonin-containing T-complex. Bases 92 to 1717 code for a protein of 541 amino acids.